Molecule: messenger RNA, 4767 nt
Organism: Xenia sp. Carnegie-2017
Lineage: Eukaryota; Metazoa; Cnidaria; Anthozoa; Malacalcyonacea; Xeniidae
Product: putative elongator complex protein 1
Exons: 35
Coding region: 641-4486 (1281 amino acids)
Biological process (GO): tRNA wobble base 5-methoxycarbonylmethyl-2-thiouridinylation
Cellular component (GO): cytosol; elongator holoenzyme complex
Molecular function (GO): tRNA binding; protein binding
Source: RefSeq, a predicted model, not a curated record
ACUAAAAAUGAUCGAGCAAAUCUGAUCAAUAUCUUUUACUUGUUGAAACAAUGUACGUAUCAAUGUGAGCGAUGAUAACAUGUCACUUCUUACCUUCAUAAUUGGUUUCAAUGUUCUAUAAGUGGGAAUUCUAUAAUGACACCUAGUACAAGUCUCUUCGCCUCUUAUUUCAAACAUGUCCUCUAUGCAUUCUUGAUGCACAAAUGCCGACGAACCUGUGCAUUGACACGGUGAAAUUAAUGGCGCGGUGGUUUUUUCCUUACAAAUAUAACAGGAUGGUUCUUCAUCAUCUUUCAUUGGUGAUCCUGUGAUGUACACACGACAUACGCCAUUGAUAGGUUGAACGGGUAUGAUUGGUGUUUGUCUUUCAUCAUUUCUUGCCCCUCUUUUCUCCCCACCUUCGUUUGUACCCACGCUGCUCGUCGACAUCUCUCGUAAAUUUACUUAAACUAUUAUUUUCUAAUGAUUGUAUUCAUUAAUGACGUUUUUUAAUUCAUUAAUGACGUUUUUAAUACAUUGAUGAGGUUACUAUGACGUAUAGUAAGUAAGCCUUCAGCGGAUGACAGACUAGUUGCCAGUCUCUAAUUUUGCUCGCUACAAACAAAAAUCAACGUGGUAUGGCAAAUCAAAGCUAAAGGUGAUGAAGAAUCUUCAAGUUAUUGGUUGCAAACCUCAUGUUAUACCUCAUUGCAAAAAUGCUUUAAUGAGCAUUAAUGUUGAUAAUGGACUCGUGUAUUUUGUGUCUUCACUACAAUUCAUCGAAUACAACCCCAUUUCACUAAAGAUUAAUUUUGCAUUUCCUUUGGAUGAAUUGAUAAGUGAUGAUGAUAAUACAGAUGUUGUGUUUGCUGUUCAACAUGUAUCUUGUCUUGAUGCUGUUGUUCUUGCCACGACAAAUGGCAAUGUUCAUCUUUAUGAUACAACAACUCAUCAGUUUGAAUGCGUGGGAACUGUAGACAGUGGUUUGACAUGUAUGGCUUGGAGUCCUGAUGAAGAAAUUGUUGCAUUUACAACUGGAGAAGAUUUGUUAAUGUUGAUGAACAAAAACUUUGAUCCUAUAUGUGAAUCUCUGAUAAACUCUGAAAUAUCGGAUAAAGGUGGUCCAGUCAAUGUUGGUUGGGGUAGUAAGAAAACUCAGUUUCAUGGCUCUAUGGGGAAAGAUGCAGCAAGAAUGAAAGAUAAUGUGGAGGAUACAGCUGUAUUUGUCAGUGAAGAUGAUGAUAGAAAGCCUAGGAUAUCCUGGCGAGGAGACGGACAAUAUUUUGUAGUCAGUUCUUUGAUGGAAAGAGGUAAUCGUGAAUUACGAGUGUGGAGUAGAGAAGGUGAGGUUAUAUCAUCCUCUGAAAAUGUUACUGGACAAGGCAUGGCGUUAAAUUGGAGACCAUCGGGAAACUUGAUUGCAUCAGUACAAAAUUUUCGUAACAAACAACAAGUGAUCUUCUUUGAGAAGAACGGUCUUCGUCAUGGUGAAUUUCAUCUCCCAUCACAUCAAGCUAAGAUUGUGAGAUUACUUUGGAAUAUCGAUUCUUCUCUUCUUUGUCUUUGGAGUAAAAUGGCAAAAGAUGAUGUGGACCAUGACUAUGAAACUCUUCAGCUUUGGUACAGCAGUAAUUAUCAUUGGUUUUUAAAGCAAGAAUUGCGAUUUACGAACGAUUUUAUUUCUGAUGUUGUUUGGGACGGUGAAAAUGCCCUGCAACUUCAUCUUAUCACGAAAACUGGGACAUACACGUCAUAUCAAUUUUCCUGGGAAAUCUUUGUAUCACGUGGCUGUCAUGUGAAUAAUGAUUCAACCGUCGCGAUGGUUGACGGAGCCAAGCUUCUACUGACAGAGAUGUCGUUAGUUAUCAUUCCUCCGCCAAUGUCAUCUCAUUGUGUUGAAAUGGAUUCUCCUAUAAAUAUGGUGACAUUUCAUCCUGACUCUCGACGUCUUGCUUUGAUUCUCUCAAAUGGUUACCUUGUGAUCGUCAAUAAAAACAUUCUUGAUAGUGGAUCAUCACACUUCAAUGUAGUAAGAGUUGAUGUUGACAAGUUAUGUGUAAAUCAUCUUUGUCAAUUAACUUGGUGGAAGGAAGAUACUUUACUGGUAUACGAUUCCUGUCGUGAGGUCAUCCAUGAAAUAAUCUUACAUGAAGCUAACGGGAAAUAUACAGCUAUUUAUCAGAUUUUUUUUCCUGUGAAAAAUCUCCUUCGGCUAUCUGUGAAUGUUGAUACGUCUUCAGUAGCUUUAGAACUAACAGAUGGCUCCAUUAUGAAAUACACUUCAGAUUCUGAACAUGUCAAACUUGAACCGUGGUUCGACGCAGAUGGUAACGCCGUUAGUUUACUUCAACCUUGUGAACAUAUUGCUGUAGUAAAGAUUGGAAAAGAGGAAGUCGUUAUUGGCCUCACACGACAUGGACGACUUUAUGUCAAUAAUAAAGAAAUUGCUAAUAACUGUUCUUCUUUCUUUGUUCACGACGAAUUUCUUCUUGUUACAACAACGUCACAUUUGUUGCGCUGUUUCAGUAUUUUAUCCGAUGGCAAAGGUAUUGUAUCAAUUUUAACCAACACUGACGUUCGUGAACACGUUAGGAAUGUUGAGCGUGGAUCGAAAAUUAUCUUGGCUGUCCCGCGUGAUACGAAAUUGAUACUUCAAAUGCCCAGAGGAAACUUGGAAACAAUUCACCCCAGACCUCUAGUCAUCUCCUAUCUCAAGAAAUGUUUGAAUAGUCAAGAGUAUAAUAAAGCGUUUCUAUGUAUGAGGAAACAUCGUGUCAAUGUCAAUCUAUUGUGUGAUCAUGACUAUAAGAGUUUUUUGAAAAACGUUCCUGUAUUUGUUAAAGAAGUGGAAUCUGUCGCAUACAUUAAUAUGUUUCUUUCGGAAUUAAAUGAAGUUGAUGUGACGACAACAUUAUAUUCAGACUACUACUUCGACAGAGCACAGAUUAUUGAAAACAAAGUCGAUACAAUAUGUGAUAUGAUGAGGGAAACAUUAAAAGACAUCGAUAGCAACAAAUAUAUAUUAAGCAUCUUGACAUCAUAUGUUAAGAAUACAAGUCCGCAACUUGAAAGUGCUUUGAAAAUAAUCAAAGAUCUUAAAGAUAGUAAACAGAUUUCUAAUGCCGAUGAAGCUCUUAAAUACCUCUUGUUUCUUGUUCCCGUCGACAAAAUGUUUAAUGUUGCGUUGGGAAUGUAUGAUUUUCAGCUCGUGUUAAUGGUUGCUGAAAAAUCACAGAAAGAUCCCAAGGAGUAUUUACCGUUCUUAAACAAUCUCCGAAAAUUAGAAGAAAACUAUCAAAAAUUUUCCAUCGAUAAAUACUUAAAACGUUAUUCAAACGCUCUUCAACAUAUCGCGAAGUGCGGUUCUGAGAGAUUCAGCGAAGGUCUUGAACUGAUAAAGGAACAUAAUCUCUAUAAAGAAGCCUUGCGGUUGUUCUCGGGUUCUGAAUAUAAAACAAUUGCAGUAAGCUACGGAGAAUAUCUUAUGGAUAGAAAAAAAUACGAAGAAGCAGGUGUAGUGUUAUUUCGUUGUGGUGACUACGGCAACGCUCUACGAGCGUUUCAGAAGGCUGGCAACUGGCGACAAGUAUUUAGUUUGGCUACUGGAAAGCUUCGUUCAUCUCGGGAGGAACUCUUAAGUUUAGCACGUUCAAUGGCAGGUUAUUUGAAAGAGAAUAAUCGGCUAGAUGAAGCUGCUGUUGUGUUGAUUGAUUACGCUGACGAUCACGAGAGUGCGAUUGAAUGUCUCAUUGAAGGAAGAUAUUGGAAUGAAGCUUUAAGACAGAUUUACAAAUAUGACCGAGUUGACAUUAUUGAGACAGAUGUUCAACCCGCUCUGCAACAAGUUCAGGAAACAAUGUUAUCAUCUUUACUGGCAAAGAAAGACGAUUUUCAAAAAUACCUGACAAGAUUAAACAUCGUUCGAACGGAGAAAGAAAAACGACAAAUGGAUUUGAUCAACGAUAAUGAUUUAGACGAUGACGCAAAUGCGGAACUUUUUUCUGACUCGUCCAGUAUUUCGGCGAUAAGCACAAUGACAUCAUCGUCUGUCUCAUCUAGGACGUCACGAAGUACAGGAAAGUCGCGCAAAAAUCGAAGAAAAUCACAACGUAAUAGAGUUAGUCUUAAAAAAGGAAGUCAAUACGAGGAUAUCGCGUUGAUGGAAGCUUUAGUUGAAACCAUCUCAUUUGUUGAUAAAAUGAAAGAUGAAGUGUCUACAUUACUACGCAUGUUAAUGAUGUUUCAUUACGAGAACGAAGCCAGUCAACUUCAAAUUAUGCUGUCGGAGUUUCUUGAUAUUAUUCAUUCGUCGAUUCCCACUAUAUGGAGUUCAAAUUCUUCUCAAGAAAUGGCAACUAUGGAGUUUGGUCCACAAUCCACAACCAAUGCAAUUGUCAACGGAAUGAGAAAUACGGAGACGAAAGAAAAAGACGUACCAGCACAGCCCGCAAAGCCUGUUCUUUUGAAAUCCCACAGCUGGCGCCUAGAUCAACUUACUGCGUGGUAAAUGUAGUUUAGUAUAGUGGUAAGUUUUGUCGCCACUGAAGGUCGUUGACAUAAGCUAAUCGUCUUUCGAUCGUAUUAAUCCUUGAGUCAAUCAUCCUUGGAUCGGAUUAAUUAUUGGCUAAAUGUUCGACAAGGACCAAAAGCAGUAAAAAUGGAUGAACUUUAAUAAGACAAAGUUUACUAAACUCCAUCGUUAGUUCCCGCUCCAAUCAAAUGAAUAUUACUAAUAUUUACAGCAAACGAUAGCGACUUUUUACAAGUAUAAAGUUCUCCGAUUGUCUA